CAAACCAUCACCUUAAGUUUCGUUUAUAUUGUUUUACUUGCAGUAUUUUGCUUGUUUCAUGGCUUUUCCAACAUCAAACGCUCAGCAAGAAACAAACCGCAAAAUCCUGGAGCAGCUAUCGUCUCAAUUGCAGAAGAGUGUUAGUGUUGUUGGCUUGGGCAACACGGGGCCACUGAACACUGCUAGCCUAAGUCAGAUGCCCGCACCGCAGCUGCUUGGUCAAGCGACUGCAGAUUUUCCACAGCAGGCACCAGUGCCCAAUGCCAGUAGCAUCGCUGCGCCCCGCUCUGCAUUUAAUCCAACAAGUUCUACGACAUUGGGAUUCUUCAUACCCCAGGACUCGUAUUUUGGAAAUAGUUUUAUACCCGUUCUUCCACGUCUAGAGCCUUUGCCAACAGCACCAUUAAACCACAACGUUACCAAGUAGCCUCAAGAGAACAACAAUAUGGCGCGCCUUAAGUUAAAGAAAAUAGAAGAAUAUUUACAGUGCGUUGAUGGCUUUGUUAAGCCGAAAAUUCUUUUAGAACAGUAUCCAACGCCGCCGCACAUUGCUGCCUGCAUGCUCCAUCACAUGCAGUCUCAGUAUGAAGAUCUUGAGGGUAGGUUUGUUUGUGACUUGGGCUGCGGUUGUGGCAUGCUCAGCAUUGGAGCCGUGCUCGUGGGCGCUCAUUUUACUGUUGGGUUUGAGGUAGAUGGUGAUGCGGUGGACGUUUACCGGACUAAUGUGCAGGAAAUGGAAUUGGCCAAUGUUGAAUGUGUGCGCGCUGACGUCUUGCAGCUGCCGCAGACCAAAUGGGCCAAAGCAUUCGAUACUGUCGUAAUGAAUCCGCCCUUUGGCACCAAGCACAAUGCUGGCAUGGAUAUGCGUUUUUUGGAGGUAGGCGUAAAACUGGCAACUACAGCGGUCUACUCCCUGCACAAGACGUCGACACGGACCUACAUCCAAAGAAAAUGUCAAGAAUGGGGUGCCCGAGGGAAGGUACUUGCCGAACUCAGAUAUAAUAUAGAUGCUUGCUACAAAUUUCACAAGCGACAGUCCAAGGACAUCGAGGUGGAUUUUUGGCGUUUCGACGUUAGCGAUAAUUAGCCAAACCAAACAUUUAUUUUAUUCGCAAAUAAGAUACAUUUAACUGCAA
Scaptodrosophila lebanonensis is the source of this 1136-nucleotide messenger RNA. It is a transcript of the gene Mettl5, whose product is annotated as methyltransferase-like protein 5. The transcript has 4 exons. The record is from RefSeq and is a predicted model, not a curated record. Lineage: Eukaryota; Metazoa; Arthropoda; Insecta; Diptera; Drosophilidae. Gene Ontology annotation, molecular function: nucleic acid binding; rRNA (adenine-N6-)-methyltransferase activity. Bases 446 to 1087 code for a protein of 213 amino acids. Gene Ontology annotation, biological process: rRNA methylation.